Messenger RNA from Eruca vesicaria subsp. sativa (arugula), 1817 nucleotides. Lineage: Eukaryota; Viridiplantae; Streptophyta; Magnoliopsida; Brassicales; Brassicaceae. The record is from the annotation of a GenBank genome assembly.
AGGGUUUUAGAGUACUACAAGUAGAAGAGCGGUAACGCUUCUCUUGUCAGCAACAUUUCGCGUUUUCUAUCCCCUAAUUUCAAAUCAAACCCAGAAAUUCAAUUCUCAAACUUUGAACCAUGGUUGAAGACAAAGCUUCAGCUUCAGCUUCAGCAUCAGAAGUCGUGCAAACCCUAGAUCCUAAUCAAACCUCGAUUGAAGCUACUGUUGAAUCUGUAGCCACUGAAUCCACCUUCAACAACAACGGGGAAGAGAGUGCUGUAACUGAUGAUGAGGGGCGUGAGAAGACCCUUGAGUUCGCAGAUGAGCUGACCGAGAAAGGCUCCGUCUUUUUGAAAGAGAGUGACUUUGCUGAAGCUGUUGAUUGUUUUAGCCGUGCCCUCGAGAUCAGGGUUGAACACUAUGGUGAGCUUGCGUCUGAGUGUGUCAAGGCGUAUUACAAAUAUGGAUAUGCUCUUCUGGAGAAGGCUCAGGCUGAAGCUGAUCCGCUUGGUAACGUCCCUAAGAAAGAUGGUGAAGGUCAGCAAGAGUCUAGUGAUAAGAACACUGCAAACGGUGAGUCUGUUGCUGCAUCUCUUGUUGUGUCAAGUGAUCCAGAGAGACAAGGGAGCUCAAGUGGCGGCCCAGAAGGUUCUGAUGGUAAAGAGCAAGGAGAGAACGGUGAAGAUUGUCAAGAUGAUGACAUAUCUGACGCUGAUGCUGAUGAAGAUGAGUCUGAUUUGGAUAUGGCAUGGAAAAUGCUCGACAUUGCAAGGGCUAUUUCUGAAAAACAGUCAACUGAUACAAUGGAGAAAGUGGAUAUUCUCUGUGCCCUUGCUGAAAUUUCUCUAGAGAGAGAGGACAUUGAGUCUUCCCUGAGUGACUACAAGAAAGCUUUGUCCAUCUUAGAACAUUUGGUUGAACCAGACAGUCGACACAUAGCCGAGCUAAACUUCCGCAUAUGUAUAUGUCUAGAGACUGGAUGUCAGACUAAGGAAGCAAUACCAUAUUGUCAAAAGGCUUUGUUAAUCUGCAAAGCUCGGAUGGAGAGGCUCACUAAUGAGGUCAAGUGUACAUCUGGAUCAGCUACUUCCUCAACUGACUCUGAUAAGUCUGCUUCAGAGAAAGAAGCUGAGAUCAGAACUUUAUCUGGUCUCGCAGAGGAUCUGGAAAAGAAGCUUGAGGAUUUGAAGCAACAAGCAGAGAACCCAAAGCAACUUCUUGCUGAGCUAAUGGGCAUGGCAUCAUCAGCUAAUGCAAGUGCUAGUGACAAGGCUGUUGCUACUGUUGUUGGUGAAAUGAGCUCUUCUCGGAUGGGGAAUGCGAACACCGGGAAAGACUUAGAGUUGCCUACGGUCUCAACCGCUCAUACAGGUGCAGGAGGGGGAGGAGCGUCAUCAGGUGUUACUCAUUUAGGUGUUGUUGGAAGAGGAGUGAAACGAGUUUUGUUGAAUGCAACAUCCGCAGAAUCAAGUCCAGCUAAGAAACUAGCUCCUGAGUCUUCAGACAAAGCAGAUGGUAACUCUUCCUGAAAGAUUUUUUAAAAAAACUUUCCAUUGGUAGUGAAUUUUAACAGAAGAAACAGAGAAAAACGUUUGGUACCUCCUCAUGAAUCCUUUAAACUAUAUGUUCGAGUUAUGUAUUGUAAUUUGAGUCCGUACUUGACGCUUUUAAACCUUUACUAUUAUUUUUAAUCUGUCUUAUAAACAUGUUUUAUCUGCUGAAGAAUGCAAUACCUUAACUUCAAGAAGUGGGUUACUUGUAGCAUUAAAAGCUAUGGAAUAUUAUAUGCUAACCCCUUCUGCUUAUAGCCAAUCAAUCUAUGUGUUCUCUUUGUG